Anthostomella pinea is the source of this 1023-nucleotide messenger RNA. The record is from the annotation of a GenBank genome assembly. NCBI's taxonomy places the organism in Eukaryota, Fungi, Ascomycota, Sordariomycetes, Xylariales, Xylariaceae.
AUGCCUCCGCCCGGCAUCUUCUUGGGUACGGCCGGCAAUGUGGCCGAUGAUGUUGUGGUGCUUGACAGUGGGGAUGUCGCCGACUUCAACAGAGCAGAUAUCCUGCCACAACCAGACUCCCAGCUGCGAAACAUCCGAGCCUGGCUCCAACCUACAGAGUACGCGCACAGGGAUGGCGAGUACAUGAAGCACAUGUCCUCUCAUCUCAAUGGGACUGCAAGAUGGGUGCUAGACGCGCCCAUCUUCCGGCAGUGGCAUGAUAGUCAGCAAGACGGCAUUCUCUGGAUUCGCGGCAUACCCGGCUCCGGCAAGUCAGUUCUUGCGGCGAGUCUGAUUAAACAUCUGACGCUUGAGGAUUGCCCGGUCUUGUACUUCUUCUUCAGGCACACUCUCGACACUAACCACAGCCCAGAGGCGGCUUUCCUCGAUUGGGUGGCGCAGAUACUGAUCAACAGCUCGCCGCUGCAGCUUGAGCUCACAAAUUCAAUGCAGGUGCAACACUCAGCCACCGUGCCGGUACAAGGGCUCACGCUUGACGAACUGUGCCGUCUUUUGCGUCUGGCACUCACUCAUAUCCCGAAGGCCUACGGUGUGGUGGAUGCGUUGGAUGAAAUGGACCAGAACCGACUGGAACCAUUCCUCCGGUGCUUAGAUGAGCUUGGCCAAGGACACCUCAAACUCAUCAUAACGAGCCGACCCAUUGCCAUGGUGGAAAGGGUUAUGCGAGGCAUCAAGGUGCUUGAUGUUCGUCUGCGUAAGAAUUUGAUCGAGCCGGACAUGACCGCUUACAUGUGUUAUCGACUCAACCUCACACAAACCCCGAAGGCCGCAUUCUCCUCUAUCAUCCAAGGCAUUUCGUCGAAAGCCGAUGGGCUCUUCCUUUAUGCCAAAUUGGCCAUGGACGCCAUCGCUGAUCUACCAAGAGCCGCGGACAUGCAGCAAGCUUUGCAGCUGAUGCCAGCAUCCCUCACCCAGAUGUAUACAGAUCUCCUAGAGGAGCACGCGGCGCACAGGUAUUCCUAA